GAUGACUACAUAAUGGAUAGAAAACUCAUUGUUACCGUCGCAGACGUCGCACGCUUGAGUGGUCUUCUGUAAAAUCGUAUUCUGGAGGCUCAAACAAUGCUUUUCUUAUGGCGGGGCUGCGUAGAAUUAAAGCCCUAAAUCUUUUAAAAUUUAUUAUUAUAACCGCGUAUUUUGCUGUAAAUAUAUCCCUCUUUGCGUAUUUUUACAUAUUAUUAGAAUAGAAUGUAAGCAAUGUAUUCCGUAAGUUUAUAAUUGGCCACAAAUGCGAGCAUAGGUAUGGCAUCACAUAUUGAAAUCAUGGCGUUAUUUGCCAUUCGCGGCACGAUUCUGAUCAGAAAGUGACUUCUAACUUGCGCGGGAAAGGUCGUCAGUUUAGAUUUAGACGAUGUUUCUUCUGCAGUGGCCGACGUAGGCCUACCAACUUCAUAGAAUUGUAGGUAUUUGAUUAGCAGCUGACGGAUUAUAUGACUUGGUGAUGGCUAUUUAGUUAUUGGUUAGGUUCUAGACUAGGCUAUAUGGAGCCCAUGAACAUGAAUGCUAAUUCCUGAAAAUGACCGUACCGGUACAUUCCCUACAGAACUGUAAGCACCUGGAUUCACUCUUCCACUAGUCUACAUUAAAUUGUAAUAACUAGUACUAAUUUAAAUUUGCACUUACUUCCUGACUGUUGCACUACUUCAAUGCAUUACGGUACGGAAUAGAACGAUAACAUGAAUAGGCCUAUUAUAACGUUAAAUAUUGCAAACUCUGAAAAUGGGGUGGACGAUAGCCAAAUAUGGGAUGAGUGGGAAAAUUUGACAGAGGAAGAAAUUGAAAGUUGUUUGGAAUGUAUAGGCCCAAUUAAUAGUGCUGAAAAUUUCGACAAAAGUCCACCGAAAACUUUACAUCAUACUUUGACGACAGAAGAAGCUAGCCAGCUGUACUCCAAGGCUGCCCAUUCAUUGCUGCUGAGGUGUCAUGUAAAAGUGCAAUCUACUCCACCAGUUGUGGCUAUUGAUACAAUAAAAUCUAUAGCUAUUUCACAUCGCAAGCUAAAACUGGAUGACUUUUACAUGGAGUACUCUAAACAAGUAACCUCAGCUAGUCAAUUGUUGGGACUACCUCAGGCAAUUGCUGCUCAGUUACUCAUCAAAUUAUACGAUGAGGUGGCUAGUUUUAAGAUGAAAACCCCACAUACAAGUGAUUAUCAAACAACAGGGAUAAAUGCUCGGGAAGCAGCUGCCUGAUAUGUGAAUCUCACUUUCGAGCAGAUGACUUCAUAGUGCACUUGAGCCGCAAGACGUUACGAUUAGGUGCUCUACCUACAGAAAAUUUACCCAAGCAAGUAAAACAACAGACACCCAGAAAACAACCUGCUCCUCGAAGACCAUUACUAGUCCAGCCUAAACACUGCACAAUUCAACAUCUGUGGAAGGCAUCUGAAAGACUAUCUUCGAUCUGGAGAAGUACUUGGUCUUUCCAUAUCCAUCAGGAAAAUUUCAUAGCUGAAAAAUAUGUAUCUGAAGAAGAAAUUUCUCCUUCUAUUAGUGUUAAGGUUUCAUCAGAUAUGCAGAUUACUCGUCUUUCUUUCAGUGGUUGGAGAGUUAAUAUUGGCUCAUUAAAUGUUUGUGAUAUAACAAUAUCUCCUUUGACUCAAUUUCUAGAUGACCUUGCUGCUUACCAACUAUGUUCUGGCGUAUGUACAGAAACCAAAAACACUAGAGUCCAUACGAUUCAGAAUUGGAGCAACGAUAAUAUGGAAUUAGUGAAGACCAACUAUUAUCGUUCGCCGCAUUGUCAGAUAGUCUUGAAAGAUAGACUGUCUUGCUGUCCCUGUGAAAAAUAUGAAAUCAAAACAGUGUACAACAGGAAAUAUGAAAAAAGAAGUGACAUACCUGAUGUUUCUUCUGACGAUUUGAUGCUUGUCGAUGAGACUUUGCACAAGGAUAUUUCUAAUUUAAUUGACCUUGAGGCACCGGUAAUGAAUGAAUGGCAGAAGAUGUUUUUUGAAGAACAAAAUCGAAAUGCUGAGGCAAAUCCCAAAGGCCGCCGAUAUCAUCCUGAUGUGAUCCGUUGGGCGAUCGAAAUGUUCUCUAAAUCACCUGCUGCGUAUGAACAAUUAAGAACUUCUGGAGUUUUGACUCUGCCUUCAGCAACGACAUUGAGACAAUACAGGUAAAAUGAUAAUAUCAG
Molecule: messenger RNA, 2172 nt
Organism: Styela clava
Lineage: Eukaryota; Metazoa; Chordata; Ascidiacea; Stolidobranchia; Styelidae
Source: RefSeq, a predicted model, not a curated record